Messenger RNA from Schistocerca nitens (vagrant locust), 1095 nucleotides. RefSeq lists its product as uncharacterized. The coding region runs from base 1 to 1095 and encodes 364 amino acids. The transcript has 5 exons. The record is from RefSeq and is a predicted model, not a curated record. Lineage: Eukaryota; Metazoa; Arthropoda; Insecta; Orthoptera; Acrididae.
AUGAACAGCUACGACGCGCUCAGCAACUCUGAAGAUGAGGACUUGACGCUGCCCCUCCGCAAGACACACGCCGCCGCCGCUAGCAAGGAGGAGAAGGCAAGGAGGAGAAGGCAAGGAGGAGAAGGCAAGGAGGAGAAGGCAAGGAGGAGAAGGCAAGGAGGAGAAGGCAAGGAGGAGAAGGCAAGGAGGAGAAGGCAAGGAGGAGAAGGCAAGGAGGAGAAGGCAAGGAGGAGAAGGCAAGGAGGAGAAGGCAAGGAGGAGAAGGCAAGGAGGAGAAGGCAAGGAGGAGAAGGCAAGGAGGAGAAGGCAAGGAGGAGAAGGCAAGGAGGAGAAGGCAAGGAGGAGAAGGCAAGGAGGAGAAGGCAAGGAGGAGAAGGCAAGGAGGAGAAGGCAAGGAGAAGGCAAGGAGAAGGCAAGGAGAAGAAGCUCCAGCAGCUGUGGGCUCUCACGAAGCAGACGCCUGCCACCGCAAGCGCCUCCACUGUGGGGCGCCCGGUGGGAGUGGACGCCGCUACGCAGACGACCGCCUCCCUGGCCCAUGCUGCAAUGCAGGUUGCUAGGGAGGUGGACACGGAGUCGGGGAUACCCACCGACAACAAGAAGACAGCCUCCUUGGAAACGGCCGCCCCCUCUGCCUUUGCAGUUACGCAGAUGGUGGAGCCUAUGGAUACCGAGGGAGAAGACGACGACGAGCUGGAAUUCGAGUGCUGCCCCUCCCGAACAAGAAUUGUAUACCAGCAAAGCUUGCAGGCAGCAGAACAAAACCCAGGAAAAUACUGGGGAAUCAUCAGGGCUAGACGGCAACCCCAGACAGCCACAAGACCACUGCAUGGACAACAGGGGCUGGUGUAUACCCCUGAGGAAAAAGUGGCCGCCAUGUCAGACAUGUACGAGCUCCAGUUCCAUGAGAACGUAGUGGAGGAUGAGGAGGAAGAAGCAGAAGGCUCGAAAGGAGAGUGGAGACAUCUCAAACAAAAACUCAAUGCCAGGGUCGAUACCACCUUCGUGGACACCAACGAGCGAAAGGGUUGGCUCAAGUUCUCUGCACUCCACACCACUGUGCAGGCACAGCUCAGAGGGAGAGAAGCAGUGUAG